CAAGCAUUAUCCGCCUAAACUUAUUGUUGGCUUGCUUGUGAAAUCAUUGCAAGAAUCAGUUCUAGACGCACUUCACUGGUUUCCUUCACCGAGAAUCUUUUGCUUAAUUUGCAAGCCUGACAAAGAGGGGUGCCAUGAAAGGAUAUCUCUUUGCUACAUGGGCCUGCUUGACGAUCUCUUCAAAUGCUUCUACUGAAGCCUUUGCCCAUCGAGGGCCCCGAGCCCCUUGUGGACUGCACGCUUCCAAGUUAAAGACGAUGGACUCUGGUAAACUUGUCGAUGUACCUACCGAACCAAUUUUGGGGAUGAGGCCUGGAACGUCGGGCUUGCGCAAGAAAGUAGAGGUUUGGCAAGGCAAAUCUGAAUCCAACAAGCAUUACGUCGAAAACUUCAUUCAGAGCCUUCUUGAUACAGCUGCCAACGAAAAUGAGGGUUGUGUACCAGAUACUAUUCUCGUCGCAGGGGAUGGAAGGUACUUUAAUUCAGAAGCAAUCCAGAUCAUCUGUCGUGUGUUGGCUGCCAAUGGUGUUCGUCGAAUUUGGGUGCCUUCGAAAGGUAUUAUGUCGACGCCAGCCGUGUCGGCAGCCAUACGAAACCGCGAAGGUGGAAAGUGCGAGGGGGGUAUCAUUUUGACGGCCAGCCAUAAUCCCGGAGGCCCUGGGGAAGACUUUGGGAUAAAGUACAAUCUUGGCUAUGGACAACCCGCCGGAGACGAUUUCACCGAUAAGAUCUAUGAGCGGACUUUAAAGAUUAAUUCAUUCAAGACGCUGGAAGGUGUUGACGAUGUUGACAUCAAUGCCCUGCCUGGAAUGGUCCAUGAAUUGACUGAAGUGUCGUCUGUUGUCAUUAUUGAUCCUUUCACCGAGUAUGUGACUGUAUUAAAACAGUGCUUUGAUUUUAGCGCAUUGAGGGAAUUUUGCCAACGCCCAGAUUUUACGAUGCUGUUUGACGGCAUGCAUGGAGCAGGGGGUCCUUUUGCUCGUCGUAUUCUCGUUGAAGAGCUUGGUCUUCCUGAAAGUUCAUUGAUGCGUUGCAAUCCUCUUCCUGAUUUCGGCGGGGGCCAUCCGGAUCCUAACUUGACGUAUGCAGCAGAUUUGAUCAAAAGGAUGGGUCUGCUGUCAGACGGGAGCGAAAAUUCUUCAAUGGCUAUUUCAGAUCUUCCAACCUUAGGCGUGGCCAACGAUGGCGAUGGAGACCGGAAUCUGAUCGCUGGGGCUGGGUGCUUUGUCACACCGUCGGACAGCCUGGCAGUGAUUUGCGACAACUGGGAAUCAAUCCCUCAUUUCUCCAAAGCGGGCGGCCCACGUGGUGUUGCUCGGUCAAUGCCGAGUUCAGCUGCUCUGGAUGUAGUUGCGAAAGCACGCGGUAUUCCGUGUUUUUGCACCCCUACAGGAUGGAAAUUCUUUGGCAAUUUGAUGGGCUCUAAAGAGCUUUUCGGAAAGGCAGAUUACACUCCUUUUCUUUGCGGAGAAGAGUCUUUCGGUACUGGUAGCGAUCAUAUUCGUGAGAAAGAUGGACUAUGGGCAGCGUUGGCAUGGUUGUCCAUUUUGAUGAAGUCCAACGAUACCACUUCAGGUAGCCCUCUAGUGAGUGUGUCUGACAUCAUAAAGAAUCACUGGAAGAAAUACGGGCGCAACUUUUACUGUCGAUACGACUAUGAAGGGGUUGCUAGCGAGGAUGCCGACAAGCUUAUGGAAUACAUUCGAACAGAAUUUGUCCACAAAGGCACAUCCACAACGGCGGACGAAACAGAAAUUAAGCUGAUUAAGGCGGAAGAGUUUACGUACACCGAUCCAGUCGACGGGUCCAGUGUGUCGGGCCAGGGCCUUAUCUUGUCCUUUCAGUUCUCCGACGGAGACCCCGCCCGGGUAGUUUUCCGGUUAAGCGGUACCGGUUCCACUGGCGCAACUAUCCGCGUGUAUUUGGAGAAGUUCGAAAAGGACUCUGCAAAGCACCACGUGGCCUCUCCUGUUGCACUUAAAAACUUGGCAACACUAGCACUUAGAUUGGUUCGUAUAGAGGAGCUCACUGGGCGCCAUGCUCCCACAGUCAUUACUUAAGGUGAUGCGAAUUUGCCGAAAGUGGAUUAUUGUAUCGCCUUUUAUGCUCUCUGUGUACCAGUUUUCCUUUCUGUGCUGCUUUCCUGUAGCUGUCCGCAGCGGCACGAACCGUCCGCAAAAGGGAAUGUUUUAUCAAUAGGAGUAUUACUUCCCCACUGGAACUCCAAGCGUGCUAUUGUGCUAUUUUUGCCAGCGAACGCGAGCAGAGAGCAAAAUAUACUGCUGCUAAGAUUAGUUGCCUAGC
Phaeodactylum tricornutum CCAP 1055/1 is the source of this 2304-nucleotide messenger RNA. RefSeq names its product mutase phosphoglucomutase. Gene Ontology annotation, cellular component: cytosol. The record is from RefSeq and is a predicted model, not a curated record. Gene Ontology annotation, biological process: carbohydrate metabolic process. Gene Ontology annotation, molecular function: phosphoglucomutase activity; magnesium ion binding. Lineage: Eukaryota; Bacillariophyta; Bacillariophyceae; Surirellales; Neidiaceae. The transcript has 7 exons. Bases 135 to 2060 code for a protein of 641 amino acids.